This is a messenger RNA of Pisolithus orientalis, 516 nucleotides long. RefSeq lists its product as uncharacterized. NCBI's taxonomy places the organism in Eukaryota, Fungi, Basidiomycota, Agaricomycetes, Boletales, Pisolithaceae. The annotation marks the transcript as partial. The transcript is spliced from 4 exons. The record is from RefSeq and is a predicted model, not a curated record.
GGUCCCAACCGUGGAUCAUUUAUGUGGGGAUCGUCUACCCGAAACUCGAGGAUUGAACGCGUGUGGGUCGAAGUUGGAACUCAAUUUGACUUCCAGUGCGAAUGGAACCUUCAUCCAAUUAGCGGGCCAACGACCAAUAAUAAAAGUCCACAGGAUUUACGGCUUAUCAGUAAUGUCACGCUAGGAGAAUACUACGACGAAUAUGAGGGGAUCCAUCCCCUCACUAUUGAGCGAUAUUAUGGCGUUCACGGCCAUGUACGGGUUCGGCGGAAUGGCCAAACGGGUGCGGGCCAUUGCCCCGACGAGGAGCCAGAGGCCGAUGACGAAGAAAUUGCCACAAACGAACAUAAUGGUAUUCUGAGAAGGGUUGGAGCUGACCUCCAGGAGCAAGUGCGCCAUGAAGCAGUGGAAGUUCCUGGCAAAGGAUCACCUUUCGCAUGUGUCAAAGACGAGGCAGAAUUUUGGUCAGUGCUUGACCGCGUUGUCAUUGAAGAUAUCACACCAGCAGGGUAUGGA